Messenger RNA from Amphibalanus amphitrite, 2538 nucleotides. Its product is annotated as RNA polymerase I-specific transcription initiation factor RRN3-like. Lineage: Eukaryota; Metazoa; Arthropoda; Thecostraca; Balanomorpha; Balanidae. The transcript is spliced from 9 exons. Gene Ontology annotation, molecular function: RNA polymerase I general transcription initiation factor activity; RNA polymerase I core binding. Bases 16 to 2007 code for a protein of 663 amino acids. The record is from RefSeq and is a predicted model, not a curated record. Gene Ontology annotation, biological process: transcription initiation at RNA polymerase I promoter. Gene Ontology annotation, cellular component: nucleus.
AAUGGCCCUUGACACAUGGAGACUGCAACAACGAGAGCAAGGAUAUCAAGAUAUUUCAAUCACUCUAAGUCCCAACUCAGCCCUAAAUUUCCAACUCUACAAGGUUUCGACCAGAGUGAGAGGCUAUAUGUGUUCAUUUGGCUUUGGCCUGCUGCAGUACCUACUGGUUGGGAUGAAUUAAGCCAGACCUCUAUAUAUAUAGAGAAGUUUGUGACUAAGCCAAACAGAAUGCCUAGGACAAUGGCUCUACCUCAGCUGAUGUCCCCAAGUAUUCUUAGAAGAGCGGACUCUGCAAAGAAGAGUCUGUCUGUGACAUUUGAGGAUUCAGUUCCCUUUGACCUGAAAAGUGUGCUACAAGAGGCAGAUCAGGGAAACACUGGCCCAUAUGAUGAACUAUGUCAAGAAAUCGCAAAGGGAAUAAUGCAGCUGAGCCGUCUGUCGGAGGUGCUCGAGCAGCUGCACAGCUGCGCCGGCGAGCUGUGUGCCGAGCGGCACGUGCAUCUGGUGCGCGCUGUGCUGGCCUGCAGCUGGCACCACCUGCCGGAGCCGGCGCUGCUGCGCUACUUCUCCGUGGUGGUGCUGCUGGCCACCAGCCAGCCGCACUCGGCCACCGACGCCAUCAAGGUGCUGGUGCACGCGCUGCAGUUUGUCUCCGAGCCGGACCCGCUGCGCGAGGAGCCGUUCGCCGGCGACCUGACGGACGAGGAGCGGCGCAUCCACACGCUCUCGGUGCAGUCGCUGGCCGCCAUUCUCGGCGUCAUCCCCAUGGCGCAGGAGCCGCUGCUGCAGACCAUCCAGCAGCGCACGCCCUACCUGAAGAAGUCGGCGCGCUCCCAGGCGGCGUUUUUCAGCAGCGUGCUGCGGCUGGCCGCCCUGCUACCGUCCGCCCGGCUGCCGCUGCUGCGGCUCGUCUACCAGCGGCUGGUGCGGCUCGAUCUGCUGUGCCCGCGCGACCAGCUCGCGGCGGCGGCGGCAGAGGCGGCGGAGGACGCGCAGACGCCCGGGGAGGAGGGAGACGGUGAGGGAAAGGAAGAGGGCGGCGCGGCGGCGGCGGACGCGCCCGACGAGGCGGUGACGCUGGACGCCAUUAUGACGGUGACGCUGCGGCACAUGGAGACGGUGUGCUACCCGGACGGCGCCGGGCAGCUCGACUGGCCGGCCACCAAACUGCUCUACGCAGACCUCAUCAAGGUGUUUGAGGAGGUGGCGCUGCCGACACCGAGCACCGCGCACGCCCAGUUCGUGCUGUUCUGGCUGGCCGGCCGGCGGCUGGCGCUGGCCGAACACCUGAUCGACUGGCUGUGGCGGCGCGUGCAGAACCCGCAGGCGGCCGCUGUGCUCCGACAGACGGCCGCCCUCUACCUGGGCUCCUUCCUGGCGCGCGCCAAAAUCGUCAACAUCAACCUGGUACAGAGCUCGCUACAGGUCAUGUGCGGCUGGGUGCACCGGUACCUCACCCAGCAGGACAGCGCGGCUCGCGAGCGGGCCGACUUCUCCGUGCACCGGCCGUUCUACGCUGUUUGUCAGACGGUGUUCUACGUGUUCGCGUUCCGACACACGGAGAUGCCGCCCAACGAGACAUACCUGCCGUUCCUGAGAUCGCUCAACUACGAGCGCAUGGUGACGUCACAGCUGAACCCGCUGCGGUUCUGUCUGCCGGCGGUGGUGCAGAACUUUGCCAACGUGGCGCGUCACUACCAGCUGGCCUACUGCUACACCGUCAUCGAGAGGAACAACAGGAUCCGAAUUCCCGUGGUAGUCAGCACGGCGUUCGGUCUGAAGCGUCUGAGCGCCGAGCAGUUAUACAGCAGCUACUUCCCGUUCGACCCCUACCUGCUCAAACACUCGGCGUCCUUUAUAAAGCCGUGCUACCGCGAGUACGAGGGCGAUCCGAUCGACUCUGACUCUGAGUCCGACUCGGAGGAUGACGAGAUGGAGGCCGACGCCGCGGCGGCAGCCGCCUCUCUAGAGUUCAGCUACGCCGUGUCGCCUGGCUUCAAACACUGACAUCUGGUGGCCGCGAGAGGUAACUGUGCUUCCGUUGACCCCCGCUAGAUGGCGACAGCGGGGCGGUCGCUGCCUAGGCGUGCGAUGUUGGUGCAGGGAACUGGAGCGGGUGACCGGAUCAGGUACCGUCUUGUGCGCGGAAAAUGGAUAUGUUAUUGCCUGAUAAGCUGCCUGAUAGGCUUGGUAUGCCGCAUUUGGCUUUAUAUGGAUGUGUCGUUUUUGGUUUCUGCCUUCUUUCAGCUGUGGACGUCUCAUGUGGCUGGACAUUGGACAAUGACAUUUCUCUUGUGGCUGGACAGUGGACAAUGACAAUUCUCGUGUGGCUGGACAUGAGACAAUGUCUAUGUGGAAGUUUUCGACUGUUGCGUUUGAUAAAGCAUUGUAAAUAUUUUCAUAUGCCCUGGAAGUGGAGCGUGCCCACUGCCCUCAGUCCCCGAGUGCCGGUAGACAGGCGGGGUCGUUUCGUGCUGUAGAUGUGCGAUAUUAUUAUAGUAACAUAAUGCAUCAUAUAAUACAUGCACGAUAUACUUA